UCCCCAUAACGAAUGGAAUUUCGUUUCAUAAAAUGAUCGUAAUUCCUCGCAUCGGUCGUCUCGCAAAGUUCCUCCUAUCCACCGCGAUGCUCUAACGUCAUCUUUGCAAAUCGAUCACACCUCGCGUAAGAAAACCGAGUUGCACGAAGCCCGACGUCGUUUUUCAUUCUCGUCCAACGUAUGGUCUCGUUUAAUGGAUCGAUGGCUCGAUGACAAACAAGAGAGCAAGCGGAGCACCCUAGGCGCCUCUAACGACCCCCUACAGAGUGAUUGUCGAACUCUGGAUUUUCGAGUGUGCCACGACCGCAAAAGUCGUCUCUCACCCUCCUUCUUCUCCCCCGAUUUCGUCCGCUUGCCAGAGCAGGUUGCGCUCGUUCACGGAUCAUCGCCGGUUAACCGGUCGGUGUUUCGAACCGCGUUGCGGUUUCUACAAAUGGUACACGCUGUUUGGCGAUCCACAACGCGAAACGACGCGUCGAAAUUUAGGGUUUGGGUACUUAGCAUCUGGCGUAGAAGCGGGGAUCGAGCGGUUUUUACUCGCGAAGAACUUGGUUGGAUCGUGCGAGGCUGUAAGCGUUUCACGAUGUCCUCGAUCGUGGAAUUUCGUACGGUUCUAGGAAACUGUGGAAUUUCUCGCUAUUGGGACGAUUUCUUGGCGUUCGAACGAGAUCCUUCCGAAUUGGUAAUCUCCUUUCUUCGAUCAAUCGAUCGUUUCGUUUAAUUUGUAAUUUUAUCGAUUCGAUCAACGGUUUAUACGGAGAUGGCGGAGAAAGAACGUGACAAAUAUAUUCUUACCGGUUUUCUGGUUUUUACGCUACUUUGCGACUAAACGCGAGUAUUUUAAAAGCAACCGAUAAGUAUAAUUAUUAUUGAUAUUUUCGUAUCUUCGGUAUUCGAAUAUCCGGACAAGCUAUAGUUUGCAAGAUUUUGAGAACACGAAGAAACACGUGUUUCGUCGAAACGAAACGAAAUAAAAAGACUAGAGUGGAGAUUAUUGGCUGGAUUUAUGUUUCGUCGUAGUUUUAUCGCGAUCGACUUUAACUUAAAAUCCAUCAUCCGUUAAAGCGAUAAAAUUCGCCGUAGCCAGGAAGAGUUUCGUUAUUUCAAAAAGAUUCUUUAUCCGAAUUUAUUAAAUGAUUGUCUAAUUUGUAAGUGAAUAGUUGCUAUUACGAUAAGGAACGUUCUUCUAAAACGAUUAUCGCGAUUGGUAUAAUCAGUGAUAUUUAAAACCAUCGGACGUAUCGAUGAAUCGCUCGUUUAAUCGCAAGUGGUACGCUAUCGAUAAGCUUUUAACGAGUAAUUUAAAUUUGUAAUCCGUUGAUUUCGAUAUAAGCGCCAACGCGCAUUACGCUUAGUCUUCGAUCAAUCGUUAAUUUAUACAUUUUGAUAAACCGAGAGGAGACGAUGCGAGGAGCAGAGAGGAAAGCGACCGAUGAAGUUGGUAACCUGUUUGGCGAAUAGGUUUCUUAUGGAAAUUUGGAUUAACACGAAUUUGCGAUUGUAAUGAAGCGCGACGAUAUAAAUUUUUGAAACGUAAUUUGGAAAGCGUGUCUCAAAUUUGUCACCUUCUUAUACGAGUCUAGGAUUAAAAAUUAGUCGAACACGAAUAAAACGAAGAUAGCGCUGAAUUCGUCGAAUAUACUUUGCUGUAUCCGUUACUAUACCAUCUACUUCUUAUAUAUUUAUCGCGAUACACAGUGACGAACGCAUCUCUGCAAAAAGAAAAUUACAUAGAAAAAUUACAUAAAAUUGUCUAGGUACAGGUCCGUAUAGAUACGGAGUACCUUGUAGCGUAUACUUGUGACGUAAAAUACCAAAUGAGAUGAAAUUGAGUCGAAAGUGACGAUUGUCGCUGACCUGGCGAGCGAGUCGAACGUAUUUACGAGUGCGACGAAACGUGGCGUCGGAACCAAACGCGGCAUACGCGAUAUCUACGGUCGUAAAAAUAAAAUUUGUCAGACUGUUCCGAUACGCGUAACGAGUAGGUGUCGAAAAAAAAAUCUCGACUAUCCUACGAUGGAAAAAGUGAACGAAACACGCAAGCGAGUACUUUGAACGCAAAAAUCUGGCCUGCGGGUUAAUCUAAAAGCCGUUCAAUUUGUUUAUUAAACCGGUACCAGGUCUCGAGCAAGACGUCAAAGUCUGAAUUCCUGGACGUCAAACGGCGCGGCGUUGAGCCGCGGGGCACGACUCUCGAGAAGCAGCAGGACACCACCGCAAAGAAAUUUACAACCGGCGGUAAUUAAACCUGUUCGAUGCGUUUGGAUAAAGAAAGCGACAUCGUGUCUUCUAUCCGGCACACGUGUAUAAUAAGUCACUCAGACUUCGAAAACGGCACUCCGUCGGUCUGUUUCUGUUCGACCAGCGCCGGUCGCUACCGUUCCUCGAGACCGCCAAAGAGGAUAGCCCUGUUGGUUGCCUCGAAGGGACGAUUUAGGAGAUAAAAAUCGAGGCCUUGCUCCUAUACUAUCCCGACUAUUCUAUCUGUUUGGUUAUCGCGAUAACUCUCCUCUUUCUGAUACGAAUCGAUCUCUUUGGUGAGCUUUUACGAAAACGUGCCGGCACCUCUAAAUUAUUCGACGCGAACAGGUGCGUGGUCGAUGGUAACCGGUGACAUUUUUAUCUGCGUGAUAAUAUAAGUCGCUGUCAAAAGGACAGUUGUUGACAAAAAACGUUUGUGAAACAAGAGAGAUCUGGGGAAACGGCAUAAUUUUACAAAAUAGAUUUAUAUUUAACGCGGGCAAUGUAUAAAUCGUAUACAUUGCGUAAAUAACUCGUACAUACCACGGAAUGGCUGACUCGGCGAUAUAAUUUUCAGCGUAAAAAGUUAGCGAAGUCGUUCGCUGAGCGAGAAGAGUCGAGAAGAGUUUCAGGGUAUAAUAGAAAUCUUUGUGUACAGGAUGUACGUAGAACGUAGAUCGUCGGAUGCGCGAAUCGAUCGAAAAAUUGCCAUUUUGCGGAAAAUUUGGAUAACGAUUCGCGUACGAAAUUUUACGAUACCGAAACGGUGAAAUUUCCUGCGAAUUUCGUUCUAAUAUUAUCGUUCUGUAACGACACGAUCGGUCUAUCGUUAUUUGUCAUCGCUGCAAACAAGAAUUUUUCUAUUCUUCGAAUAACGAUCGAACCACUUCUUUAAUGCCACUUCCUUGACGCGAUCGAUCUUUUCAUUUGAAAAACAUCGGUCUUCGACGAUAAUUAAUCGUUUUGGCUGCUGUAAAACCUUCGUAAACCAAAGUUGAACGGAUCCGUGAUAAAUCCAAUGGAUCGCAAUAUUUUUUACUUCCAAGCCAGAACCUCCUCUUAAUAUCUAGCCGAGAAACCAAAAACCGAGAGUCUACUAAACCGUAAAUUUACCGGUUUUACUCCGCCUACUACGAUAUAACGCUACACUCUUGGUCGUGGAGAAAGCAGAACAAAAGGUAGACGAAUCGCGCAAAAAAUGGCUGUCUAAUGUUCACGCGUGCGGCCAUGGCAAAUUAUCAUUCCGCCGCUCUCGAGUGACCGAUGGAUUCCUUCUUUUCGGAUCACACGACCUUCGUGAUCGUUCACGAACCAACGAUUCGCGGACACGCGUGCACAUGCGUUUAACCAAUCGCUUUAAUUCGACGUUUCGUCCAACGAAAAGAACGUUCGGUUCCAGGUUCUAUAUAAUUGUCGAGCAAAAGGUACUGUUCGUUCGGCGUGUUGCGCAAGAAACCGAGCAAAACUAUCGAAUCCAAGGACGUGGAAGGGAUGGCGCGCGAUCGAGCUUCUUCGAUUUUCCUGGAACGCACCGAAGGAUCUUCCUCGUCAAGCGUUUUAAGGUACUCGCGUGCCACGACUGCCACGAUUAUUACAUCUUCCUCAAAGAGGGAACCAGCGUUAUUACGCAACGAUUCCAAUGUCUGCUUUCGGACGAUCCCCUUCUUCUUCCUUCGUCCUCGUUUUUCCUUUUGGCAAGAUUCGUGGCAGAAAGUGUUUUUCGGCGCGCGAUCGAAUUUUACCGGCGUUGCGUAACGAUCGAACGGCGCCGAUGUUCGCUUUUUACACUUAUUCUCUAGUUUCUUACGAAUCCGUUGCUUCUUUGGCAUCGUGCGUGCCCGACGAUACAAAAUAUUAAAUAAGGAAAAGUUCGUUGGAAUCAAAAUCAGCGUCUUGAUACCGAUCUCGUUACCUAGUCCUGGUCUAACCCUAAAUCGGGAUAUUUUUUUACCAUAAAAUUAAAUUUUAUCGACGUCGUAUAAGAGCAAUCUGCCUGUAAAACGAACUAAAACGAGAUACGUCGAAGCAUAAAAUUCUUUAUCACCUUUACCGCCUAAAAUCGUUUGCAAAGGUUUCUUCGUAUAAGAACUAACGUUUGGGCUUUUCAAGAGAAAAGCGCAGAAACUUUUCCUACUACGCGGUAAAAAGGUACGAUCGAUGGGAUCCGAUCUCGAUCGAAAAAGAUAUCGUCGACUUAACGCGGCGGCGUUACGAUCUCGUCGAGCACGAUAGAAGACGCGAAUCGGAAUCGCGUGAGCGUGAAGAGAAGUUUGCAGGCGUUAAAAAACUUUCAACAUGCCGCGAUACACCGCUCGCCAGAGGAGACGCGAUUGUCACGCACGGAAACGUGUCGGUGGAUGUACGUAAGUACCGUUGAAAACUAAGGAACAACGACUUCCAGACGGAUCAAGAGUCGCCAAACGAAAGCACGAAAGUAAUUAUCUUCGUACGAAGGAAAAAAAUUAAUUGAUCGCUAAAUUGCGGUCAAUUUCACCGGCACUCCGAAGAAAAAUCUUGCUCCGGUAAGUGCAAUUACCCGUGUGCUACUACCACGCGAAAAGUCCGAGCAAACUUUGACAAAGUUUCUCUUAUCGAAGAAAUUAAACGGCAAUUUAAAUAUUCUUAAUUAACUCGUUACUUACGAAUACCGUACGUUUAAAACUUUUCGUAGAAUUUAUAGAGCUUUCGGUUCUGUUCUAAAAUUUGACGAGCUUCGAUCGAUCGACGGCGCGUCUCGUCGAACAACGUUUCCAAAUAUCACGUAAAUACGUUCUUGGAUCGAUAGGUUAUCGUGUAUUACCGACGUUCGAUUCUACCAACGUUUACGUAAUCUUCUCUAAAUAGACCGAUAUCUCGUCCUUGUUGCAGCAAAGAUGAAAAUUCCAGAGUUGGACAAAAAUCGACAGAAAGACUCGCGUAUACGUAUUAACGACAAGGGUUUCUUCGGACCGUUUCAACCAUCGAAAAACACGAUUCGGUAAAAAAUGAGCAGAGUAAAGGCAGAAACGUCCGAUAUAUCCGUUCGCCCCCUCGUGCGAAUUCAACCCUGACCCGACACGCCGCUCGUCCACCGCUCCAGCAUACACCUACCCAAACGUCGACUCGACUCGAUCGCACCGCGACACAAGUAGUACGUGCCAAGUAGUAGGAGUGGAGGAUCGGCAGUCUCCGCUGGUGGAGGAGGAAAAGCGACUGCGGAGAAGAGUCAGUCAGCCCGCCCACCCCCGUAUCGCCGUCUCCGUUCCAUCUUCCCUCUUCCGUCGAGCCAUCGACCGUACGUACGGCUCUCUCGUGGAAACGGUAACGGUCGCGAAACGCUCGAGAGUGGGUGUCGACGACGGAGAGAGAAAGCGCGCGUUGUAUAGCAGCGAAGGAGCGAGAAGGAAAAUGGUCCGGAACAGAGACGAGAAGGGGACUUUCCGUUCGCCGGGGCCACGGCCGUGGGCAAGGUGGGCCACGGGCCACAGGGGCAGCCCCGAACCGACGCGUUCAGCACGCGACGACACGCUACCGUCACCUUCUCCCCUCUAUACGUGCCUGCCGUCUCUCUUCGUCCUCGCUAAAACCCUACAUCCGGCUGCCUCGCUCCGCCGGGUUCACGCAUACACGUAGGCGUUUCUGCGUCAACAGACACCACGACCGAAGCGUGGACCGCUCGUGGCACAGGGCACGGGGGACCAAAUCGAAAGCAAAGCCCGUAACCCCCGUUUCUGGGCCGAGCCAGCUUCAGAUACGUCGCGUCCUCCGCGUGGUCCACAUCAUUUUCGUCCGCGUCAUCCACCUAUCAUCCUCUUUCCAGCUUAGCUUCGUCUCGUCUUCCUCUUUUCUCGGUCUUUCCAACCCUGCCGCGUACCCUUGUACCCUUCCUCGUUUCGUUCUUGGUCCUCCUUCUAUCUCGUUUCGACACUCGGCACGCCGAAGGUUCCUCCUAUUCCCCUCUUUCUCAUAUCCCCUCCCUCUUCCCACGUGUACUUCCUUCUUCGUCCCGCCUUCGUCUCGCUUCUUUCCUACGCUCUGUACACCUCCUGCUCCCUCCUUCCGGCCGUCCUUCUCGCCGCACGCUCGCCGGCCAACCGCAGUCGUCCAGCGCGCGUUUGCCCUCGUCGCGCGGACCUGCCACUCCGACGGCUACCAGGAGUAGCUGCACGCGCGCACGAGGUGCCCAGCGCCUGGAGGAGGUCCAGGAAGACAGCCGGAGAAGCGGCUACCACUGCGGCCGGCACCGUGCCAACCGAGCUUUCACUCGUCAAACCGAUCGAUCGCGUAGUACCAUCGAGACGAGCUUCUUAUCGAUAGACGACCGCCGACAGUUUUAUCGGUUCGCGUUACCGAAACGACCUAUCGUUUGGUGAUAUUCCCGUUGAUUUCUCUUCGUCGAACCGAUCGUUGCGUAUAGAAUAGUCGGCGACAAGAUCGAACUUCUCUUUGCGAGAAUAUAUUUGCUCCGAUUAUACCGGAAAUAUAGAAGGAAGAAUGGCAGUUGGAAGAUCGAAGAGGAUGAGAAGAAGCGCGUGCACCGGACAAACAAGAAGAUUCGAUAUCGAGUGUUGAGAGAGAAACGAGAGGAUCGGAUCGCCGAAGUUUCGGAGAGUGGCGCGCGUCAACGCUUUCGAGUUAGAACCUCGUGCUACUUGGUGUAUCGUUGUUAAAGCACGAGCAAACUGUCUCCGUGUUACUCUGGAUCGUCGUCGAUGCUGCGAAAUACAGAUUGAACGUACAAAAAUUCUAUAUAUCAGAGAUCGAAGAAAUCGGAAGGAGAAGUUGCAAGCACCGACGAGAGUAUUCCGUUCGACGAAGGAUCGAAGCGCGGAGAAACGAUGAGCGUCGAUCGCGGCAACGACGACGAAGCGAACGACUCGAUAGCGUCUCUGUUCGAACAUGACAUUUAACCUACGUCCUACGGAUAGAUCGCGUUGAUCGCCGGUCAUUAACGAGACAAUCGACGCGUCGAGGUUUGACGGCGCGUGCAAACACAGGAUCCAAGCGGAGAGAAACUCGUCGUGGCCUGUCAUACGUCGUAGGUGUAUCAUUAUAGAGUCUGGUUUCUCUUGACGCAUUCGAACACUCGUGAAAGCGGAAUCGCUUCCUGCGACGAUAAGUGUCACGGAACAUCGGUGUCUAAAUUAUGCCGAGAAUCGUGGUUUCGCCGUGAAUCAAAACGAAGAUGGAAGAUUGAAAGAGAACUUUCGCAACGACUUUUGACGCGAAUACGAUCGACUAUUGGUGGCAACUCUGGUUCUUCCAGACGAGAAGAGGCGGUUCUUAUUGAGGGAAAAAUCAACAGGUGCGAUUAAGUGGAAAAUAAAGCAAAAAGGAAAAGGAACACGUGCGAUCGUAGUCGAAACACGUCCCUCUGAUUCCUUCGAUUCGGGGAACGAGGAAUCUCCUCUUUCCACUGGCGGGUCUCGAUAACCCGAAAUGAAGGGUAUCAUCGUACGGCCGUAUGCGUGUCAAUGACAUAACACGAAAAUCAGCGGCGCUAAUUACGCGAUAACGAUCCACCGUUAGGGGCCCCGGCACGGCGGAGAGGAACGACUCGUGUGCCGGUUCUUUCGAUCGGCGAAAGAGGAAAGAAAGAAAACGCGAGCAUGAACUGCCCGUGACUACGUCCAAACAAGGAAGCCCUUAACGUAUUUGUACUAUCGCGGAAAUCCUUGGAUCAAUAUGCCGCAUACAGGUCAAGCAGGAGUUAAUCAAUUGGGUGGUGUGUUUGUUAACGGGAGGCCAUUGCCCGACUGCGUUCGACAAAGAAUCGUACAGCUCGCUUUGGUCGGCGUCAGACCUUGCGAUAUCUCACGGCAACUCCUUGUGUCUCAUGGAUGCGUCUCGAAGAUUCUCACGAGAUUCUACGAAACGGGCAGCAUUCGACCAGGAAGCAUCGGAGGAAGCAAAACGAAACAAGUGGCCACCCCCACCGUCGUGAAGAAGAUUUUACGAAUGAAACAAGAACAACCAACCAUGUUCGCUUGGGAGAUCCGAGAACAGCUGGCGCGACAAGGAGCUUGCGAUCCUCAAAGCUUACCGUCCGUCUCCUCGGUAAAUCGAAUUCUUCGAGGCGGUGGACUUCAUACGGAUCACACGGGCAUCGAGGGCGGUUCAGCCAGCACGUACGCCUCGCAAGUUUCCUCGAACGUCGCCAACAGAGACACACUCAUGAGAACGGAUUACCAAUUAUUUUAUCCGGGAUCACUGGGACCGUUGCACAUUUCCACAACAUCCGGUAAUACCAGCGCACCAUCUUGGAAUCCAAGCUUUUACUCGUCUCUUUAUCAAGCGACUACGCUGCACUUGCAUCAUGGAAUGCAAUCAUUCACAUCGUUAGACGUGGAACGUCUGUCGGAACAAAGCGGACCAACGAACCAGGUCGAUUUAAAAUCCAGCUCGAGCUCGAUGGCGGGCAGCGACGACUCCUUGGACAAGAGCGACCUGGACGAGAACACAGAGUCCCAAGACCACUACAAGCCUUUCCAAAAUUCGCCUAUAAUCCUAGAACUCGGCCAGAAGAUCGGCAGCGAUCGUAGCGCGUUCGUCAGACACAGUACGUCCGGCUCGUCCGGAAACCUCGAGAAUCGACAGAGUCCACCGCCAACAAACGGCGACAAGCAGAAAAUAGCGUCUCCGCGAAUUUUGGAAACGAGAAACGAGCAGAGCACCAUGGCCAAAGAAGCGGCGGUCGAGGAAAGACCGGCGCAACCUCAGAGAAAAAGGAAUCCUUACUCGAUAGAAGAGCUCCUGAAGAAAGACGAAGGCAAAAGCACCUCGAAGAGGCCGAAAUUGACGAAUCUCGGGGUGGUUCAACCCUGUGGAAUUAUCCUGAGCAAGGAAAUCUGAAGGAUCGCGGCCGAGAGAUAAACAGAACGGAGGGAAAGAAGACUAUUUCAAGAUCCGAUAUGAUAGAGGCUAACAGAUGAUCGUCUGGAUUUGGGAGAAUUUUCGACGCACGGAAUCAAGGAUGACGAUGUUUGGAUGGUGAAUGUGGUGGAGGAUGAAGAUGCGAUUGGUUGAAGAUGAAAUGGAUGGACGAGCUAGAACAGAGAGGGAGGUGUGUAUGGUCGAAACGAUCGAUGGAUGUUGCGACGAUGAAAUUGGGCUAGGCUUAUGUUAGAUAUUCGUGGCUCUGUAUUUUUCCGAUCUAUCGAUACGAAAAGAACUUCUAAAUACUUUAUUUAGAAAGAUACUUCAUUCUCGGAAUAACGAAUCGUUGAGAAACCAUUUAGUCUUGUACAAAACUUAUUUAUUAAACUCUCGUUUUAAGGGGAUUAAACUACGUCCGUUAAAGAGAAAUGUAACAUAGUUUAGCAAAAAAGGUGGAACAACGCCAAGUUCGACGCUUGAGAAAUUACAUUAAAGUAAAGGAAUAAAAAGAAAAAAGGUCGAUAAGGUCGGCACAUUAUUAUCGGUAUUAUAGAUACGCGAAAAUCUCGAAAAUUAAAGCGAUCGUCGUUGUACUAUCGAUACGGAGAAAAAGUAUAAAUUAUAUGUAACAUUAGUAUGAAUCGUCGAUUAUGUAUUGUUGACCGGAAUAUCGUAGGUUAAACGUAAGUCUGUUAAGAUAAUUUAUAAUUAAAUUAUUUUUAUUCAUUCUUCCGCAUCCGACACCAUCGAUGAUCUGUCCUUUCGAAGAAGAAGAAGAAGAAGAAGAAGAAGAAGAAGAAGAAGAAGAAGAAAGGAAAUCAUCGAUAUUAUGCGUAAUAACGGGACGAUAAAAUACGAUAAAGGAAACUCAUUGACGUAGGUGUUCUAUCAGUUUCGAUGAUUUUCAACAGGUUCGUCAGUUUUGUGAUCUCCGAAUACUGAGAUUUUUCUGUCGUGUAAUUUGUGUGUGGUGUAUGAUUUCGUUUUGAGAGCGAGACGAUGCCAUAUUAUUAUGUACGAUAUUUAACUUUAAUUUAGUCAAAGAAACUUUGACGUAUUCUAAUAAAGUGAAAUGGCUAGUAACCUUAAAAAACAAUUAAAAAUCCUUUUUUUUUUUAUCCAUCGUGCCGAAGCGAGAGGUACCCGGAUCGUUCAAAUCCAUCAUUUUUACCUACUUCUCUUUCCCACACAUCUAUUUAUAUAGAUACAUUUGCCCCGUUCGACGGCAAAAAAUCCACUCGUUCUUUCACAAUAUCUUUACCGUUCAAUCGGCAAGCAUCUUCGACGACAUAAAUGCGUCCAUCGAUCAAGAUGAAAAAAGCGCAAAUUCGAUCUAGAACGAUCCAUUAGGCAUAGGAAUCUCAUCUAGCGAAGCAUCGUAAAGUGGCUCUAAUUUCGCAC
Messenger RNA from Bombus huntii, 10497 nucleotides. It is a transcript of the gene Poxn, whose product is annotated as paired box pox-neuro protein. NCBI's taxonomy places the organism in Eukaryota, Metazoa, Arthropoda, Insecta, Hymenoptera, Apidae. Gene Ontology annotation, molecular function: DNA-binding transcription factor activity, RNA polymerase II-specific; RNA polymerase II cis-regulatory region sequence-specific DNA binding. The record is from RefSeq and is a predicted model, not a curated record. Bases 7906 to 9072 code for a protein of 388 amino acids. Gene Ontology annotation, biological process: regulation of transcription by RNA polymerase II; anatomical structure development. The transcript is spliced from 7 exons.